Messenger RNA from Dalotia coriaria, 393 nucleotides. RefSeq names its product cytochrome c oxidase subunit 7C, mitochondrial-like (gene Cox7c). The coding region runs from base 105 to 308 and encodes 67 amino acids. The record is from RefSeq and is a predicted model, not a curated record. The transcript has 2 exons. Lineage: Eukaryota; Metazoa; Arthropoda; Insecta; Coleoptera; Staphylinidae. Gene Ontology annotation, biological process: mitochondrial electron transport, cytochrome c to oxygen.
AAUAGCGCCACCUGGAUCUGACAUCUAAAAUCCAUACUUUACGCUAUCUCCGUGCACUGGUCAGCACACAUUUGAGUAUCACGAAAUCAAGAAAUUAAGACAAAAUGAUUGGAAGAACCAGCUUGUUUGCCAGAAAUGCUAUCUCCCAGUUUGUGAGGAAUAGCGGCGGCCACGGGGGUGUACCCGGAGAGAACCUGCCAUUCGCCUUGGGCAACAGAUAUAAGUUAACCGCCAUGUUCAUUGUUUUCUUUGGUUCUGGCUUGGGAGCACCUUUCUUCGUACUCAGGCAUCAGCUGUUGAAGAAGUAGACAAUUAAUUCCUAAAAUAGUGGUAAUAGUGAUUUCAAACAACUUAAAAUGUACAUUUGUCAAGCAAAUAAAUAAAUUAAACUAA